This is a messenger RNA of Solanum pennellii, 1357 nucleotides long. RefSeq lists its product as uncharacterized. Lineage: Eukaryota; Viridiplantae; Streptophyta; Magnoliopsida; Solanales; Solanaceae. The record is from RefSeq and is a predicted model, not a curated record. Gene Ontology annotation, molecular function: transcription coregulator activity. Gene Ontology annotation, biological process: regulation of DNA-templated transcription. The transcript is spliced from 4 exons. Bases 200 to 1219 code for a protein of 339 amino acids.
UUAUUUUUUUAAUUUAAAAAAAUCUUACCACAGAACCCCACUUGAUGAAUUAUUGUGUGAAUGACAGAAAAUAUUGAAGUGGUGAGAACCCAACAUACUCCAUAGGUGAAAGAUGUAAUCUCACAAGAUUAUUUAAAAUUACUUUUAGUUUAUAUAUACACUUUAUUUAUCAUAGCUUUCUCCUUCUACUUGUUUCAACAUGCCUAAAUCUACAAGAGCUUAUGAAUGUGUUAGAAAAGCUUGGCAUAGUGAUAGACACCAACCAAUCAGAGGUUCCUUUAUUCAAGAAAUUUUCAGGAUUGUGAAUGAGGUUCAUGGCUCAGCAACUAAGAAGAAUAUGGAAUGGCAAGAGAAACUUCCUAUAGUUGUUUUUAGAGCUGAAGAAAUUAUGUAUUCCAAAGCCAAUUCUGAGGCUGAGUAUAUGGAUCUUAAAACACUUUGGGAUAGAUUGAAUGAUGCUAUUGACACUAUCAUUAGAAGAGAAUACAAAGAUGAGUCUAACUCUGGAGGCCUAUUACAACCUUGUAUUGAAGCUGCUUUGCAUUUGAUCUCAACAAAAAGAAUAAGGAACACUUGUCCAAGAUAUUAUCCAACUCCACAGGCUAAUGGAAAUUCACAUGAAAAUCCUUUUUCUAACAUUCAAUUUUUCUCAAAACUGAAAAAUUCUACCUCACAAUCUAACAAAAUGCUUCCUUUCUCAACUCUGAAAUUACCAAUGCAGACUACCCCUACUUCACCUUCUUCUUGUUCUAUAUAUCCUUUGUAUCAUGGUUGUCCAUCUGAACCUUCUGGUCCCAAAUUUGGCUCCACAAGUGAUGACAAAUCGAAUGAGAACAAAAAGAUUGCUCUGUCGCGUAAUUUAAAUGCUUCGAGUGAAACUUCUCGGGUUGAUUUUGAAGAUGUUUCUGAAAAUCACACUGUAAUAGGGUGUGAUUUAUCGCUGCGACUGGGCUCCUUUUUGGUUCCAUGUACUAGAAUUGAGAAGGAGGAUGAAAAAGCUAGUGAUUUGUGCAAGUUGAAUGAUCUAUCUCCGCAGUUCAAUAAAGGAUUGUCAUUUUUCUCGAAGGAAAAUGCUGAUAAAAACCAGUUUGAAUCAUCUUCAAUGAGUCCAGAUAGUCAAAAUUUGAAUGUAAAGUCAGUUUUGGCGAAGAGAAAGAACGGUGAGGAUGAGCAGAUAAAUUUGCCAGUGAAGCAACAUUUUAACAAAUUCAAGUCCUAAAUUUUUAACUUAGGUUUGAGUAUUUCUCUUGACUAAUUUGGAUGUAGUAGUUUUGCAUUUCCUUUUGUUUGUAACAACAUUAUAUGUCCCUAAUUUUGAAGUGUUAAUUACUACUCCAUAUUCAAUGAGUUCCAAGAA